CGUUUUGAAGCUUUUCGUUGCGCUUCAGUUUGCUUUUGAGACUUAUAAUUUAAGGUCGUGCCAUAGAACUUGAAUUGACUCGAAUCAAAAUGGCGGAGCUAGAGGAAGCCAAGCCUUCAUCAGAGAUGAAAGUGGCCAACAAAGGCAGUAUACUAUCACAUAGUUUGAAAGCCAUUAAAGCAUUGAACAGUCGAUCAGGGUCAUCAGUACCUGCGAUUGCGAACUUCAUCAAGUCCUCCGGCUACGAGGUGACCGAUAUGAGUCGCAUGAGGAAACUUGUUCUCAAGGCACUCAAAGUUGCAAUGGGCGCGGGUGACGUUGUGCAAGUGAAGCGCUCUUUUAAAAUGUCAAUGACGGCGAAGUUAGAAUCUAAAUCCAUGGAAAAGAUGAAGGCCAAUCAGCAAAAGAAGUUGGCCAAAGCUAAGGAGCAGGAAACUAAGGCCAACACAAAGGCAGCGGUCAAAAAGGGAAAAGAAACCGCCACGAGCUCGGCAGAUGCAGAUUCAGUAAAACCAAAAAAACGCAAAAAGAAGCCAACGGAACGCCAUACAAAUGAGCCCGUUAAGAAGAAAUCAAGUGCAAAGAGUGCUGCAGUUGGUGGAAAGGCAAUUCAUAGCCAGGCUGCGGGUGAAUCGGACCAGGUUGCCCUUAAGAUGUCUAAGAAGCCCCAACCAAAGGAUAAGUCAAAAAGUGUCAAAGCAAAGGUUACGGACUCCGAAGUCAGUACCACGACUAAAUUGCAGACGCCACGUAAGUCGAUUGGAACUCUGACAAAGAAGGCGAACAGGCCGAAGAUACGGAGCAAAACCAUUAAAAAGCUGGUGGCGGGUAGAAAAAGCUUUGAUGAUGUCGAAUCUGAUUUAAUGGAUUCAGUACCAGCUGAUGCCUCAACUCCAUUGAGUCCAACUAAGCAAAAGCGUAUGGCCAAACAGAUUAAGUAACUAAGCAUCUUCGAUAUAGGUAGUUAAGUUGUUUGAAAUGUUCUAGUAGUUUUAAUUGAUCCAAAUGCAAUGUUAAUGUUAAUCUUAAUGUUUUUUUAUGAUAUUGAUACGUAUUAAUUAUGUUUGUCUUAGUGUACUCGAAUUUUUAAUAUUUGUUAUAUCGUUUGCAUAAGUAAUUGUUCAAAGCCAA
This is a messenger RNA of Drosophila hydei, 1131 nucleotides long. RefSeq lists its product as uncharacterized. The transcript has 2 exons. Gene Ontology annotation, biological process: nucleosome assembly. NCBI's taxonomy places the organism in Eukaryota, Metazoa, Arthropoda, Insecta, Diptera, Drosophilidae. Bases 90 to 941 code for a protein of 283 amino acids. Gene Ontology annotation, molecular function: DNA binding. Gene Ontology annotation, cellular component: nucleosome. The record is from RefSeq and is a predicted model, not a curated record.